Diorhabda sublineata is the source of this 2763-nucleotide messenger RNA. Its product is annotated as transducin-like enhancer protein 1. Gene Ontology annotation, cellular component: transcription regulator complex; nucleus. The transcript has 2 exons. The record is from RefSeq and is a predicted model, not a curated record. Gene Ontology annotation, biological process: negative regulation of canonical Wnt signaling pathway; regulation of DNA-templated transcription. Bases 40 to 396 code for a protein of 118 amino acids. Gene Ontology annotation, molecular function: transcription corepressor activity; protein binding. Lineage: Eukaryota; Metazoa; Arthropoda; Insecta; Coleoptera; Chrysomelidae.
GAAAUAGCGAAGAGACUGAACGCAAUUAUUGCACAGAUAAUGCCUUUUCUUUCACAAGAACAUCAACAACAAGUAGCGUCUGCCGUUGAAAGGGCGAAACAGGUUACGAUGACGGAACUAAAUCAAAUUAUCGGGCAACAAAGGCCCGAUUUACCGAGAUUGCUGCAGCAAAUGCACGCGCAACAGCUUCCGACGCACGCGGCGCCCCCUAUACCGAUGAUUCCUCACCCUAGUUUAGGCGGUGCUCCGCCUAGUACGGCGGCUAGUCUCUUGGGUCUAUCCGGCGGUUUACCUGCUCAACAUCCUCUUUCUAUGUUGGCUUCGAAACCGGAUCUGCACAGGCCGGACGAUGUCAAAUCGAAUAGCGGUAAGUUUCGAUUUUUUUUUUUAAUUUGACCCCCCCCCAAAAAAAUAUUCCGGACGAAAUAUGGUUUUUUAAAGCUCUUGGGGAUGAAAUUAAGAUAACAAGGGCGUAUUUGGUAAGAAAUGUUCUCGAUUUGCGAGAUAUAACGUAUACAGAGAUUGCUGGAUUCGAAUCAAAAGUUAAAAUGGCGAAAAUUAAAAUGCCGGACGAGAUACAGAUAAGAAAUAUCUGAAAAUGGACAUAAUUCUAAACAGAAAUCAUGUAAAUUGGGAUAUUUCGUAUGUAUAUAGGUUUUUGACUGACUGCUGAAACCGUAUUAAUGAUCAAAAUUUCAAAAAACAAAAUGGCGGACGAGAUACAGUAAAAAAAAUAUCUAAAAAUGGACAUAAUUUUAAACAAAAAGCAGAUAAAUUGGAAAAUUUGAAAUGUAUAUGGGUUUUUGAGACUAUUGAAUCAAAAUGAACUAUCAAAAUUUCAAAAAACAAAAUGGCGGAUAAGAUACGGUGAAAAUAUAUAUAAAAAUGGACAUAAUUGUAAUCAUAAAUCAUAUAAAUUGGGAAAUUUGAGAUGUACAUGGGUUUUUGAGGUAUCUGAAUCCGAAUUAACGAUCAAAAUUUCGAAAAACAAAAUGGCGGAUUAGAUAUAGUCGAAAAAUAUCUAAAAAUCAACAUAAUUAUAAACAAAAAUCAUGAUAAAUUGGAUAAUUUCAGAUGCACAUGGGUUUUUAAGUCAGCCGACGCCGAAUCAACGAUCUUAAUUUCAAAAAACAAAAUGGCGGAUAAGAUACAGUGAAAAUAUAUAUAAAAAUGGACAUAAUCAAAACAAAAUGGCCGACGAGAUACAGUCAAAAAAUAUCCAAAAAUGGACAUAAUUCUAAAAAAUAACAAGUAAAUUGAAAAAUAUGAGAUCUACACGGGUUUUUGAGUCAGCAGAAACCGAAUCAAUGAUCAAAAUUUCAAAAAACAAAAUGGCGCACAAGAUUCAGUCAAAAUAUUUAUAAAAAUGGACAUAAUUUCAAUCAUAAAUUGGAAAAUUUAAGAUGUACAUUAGUUUUUAAGGCUACUGAAUCCGAAUUAAUGAUCAAAAUUUCAAAAAACAAAAUGGAGGACGAGAUACAGUAAAAAAAAUAUCUAAAAAUGGACAUAAUUUUAAUCAUAAAUCAUAUAAAUUGGGAAAUUUGAGAUGUACAUGGGUUUUUGAGGUAUCUGAAUCCGAAUUAACGAUCAAAAUUUCGAAAAACAAAAUGGCCGACAAGAUACAGUCAAAAAAUAUCCAAAAAUGGACAUAAUUCUUAAAAAAUAACAAGUAAAUAGAAAAAUAUGAGAUCUACACGGGUUUUUGAGUCAGCAGAAGCCGAAUCAAUGAUCAAAAUUUCAAAAAACAAAAUGGCACAUAAGAUUCAGUCAAAAUAUUUAUAAAAAUGGACAUAAUUUCAAUCAUAAAUUGGAAAAUUUAAGAUGUACAUUAGUUUUUAAGGCUACUGAAUCCGAAUUAAUGAUCAAAAUUUCAAAAAACAAAAUGGCGGACGAGAUACAGUAAAAAAAAUAUCUAAAAAUGGACAUAAUUUUAAUCAUAAAUCAUAUAAAUUGGGAAAUUUGAUAUGUACAUGGGUUUUUGAGGCUCCUGAAUCCGAAUUAAUGAUCAAAAUUUCAAAAAAAACAAAAUGGCCGACAAGAUACAGUCAAAAAAUAUCCAAAAAUGGACAUAAUUCUUAAAAAAUAACAAGUAAAUAGAAAAAUAUGAGAUCUACACGGGUUUUUGAGUCAGCAGAAGCCGAAUCAAUGAUCAAAAUUUCAAAAAACAAAAUGGCACACAAGAUUCAGUCAAAAUAUUUAUAAAAAUGGACAUAAUUUCAAUCAUAAAUUGGAAAAUUUAAGAUGUACAUUAGUUUUUAAGGCUACUGAAUCCGAAUUAAUGAUCAAAAUUUCAAAAAACAAAAUGGCGGACGAGAUACAGUAAAAAAAUAUCUAAAAAUGGACAUAAUUUUAAUCAUAAAUCAUAUAAAUUGGGAAAUUUGAUAUGUACAUGGGUUUUUGAGGCUCCUGAAUCCGAAUUACUGAUCAAAAUUUCAAAAAAACAAAAUGGCGGAUAUGUUAGUACUCAAAAGCCACAGUCAAUUAGCUAUUUCAAGAGAUUAAAUGAAUAUAAAACAGGAUAUUCCAUAAAACAUCCACAUAUUAAAAGGAUUGUUUCACAUUUUCAGCGUUUUCCUUUUAUUUAUCAAUUUAAAAACCGAAAUAUAAAAUUGCGUCGCCCCUGAAUCGAUUUAAAAACAAUCCCGGAUCGCGAACAAGGUAAGUAUUAUCGAAAUCAACUAUCUGGAAUGAAUUCCAGAGGAUAGGAUGAGAAUUUUUCAUCCCGCAACGUUAGGGAUGAAAGGAUAACGAAAAAAAAAAAAA